GGCCUUGUGUCGUUUCUCAGGAAGUGAGGAGGGCCAAGAUGGUGAGUGAGGAGCUGCUGCUUCGUCUCAACGACAGUGAGUAUAAGAACUGGCUGAAGGCAGGACGGUGUCUGCUCAUACUGAAGAGUGGCCUCCAUCUCUUCACCAGCCAGCACAUGAGAGGUUUCCACAAGGACCUGCUCAGCCACAGCCCGCUGCUCGGGAGGCCGUGUGAGACCAAUGCCUGCAGAGGCAACCAGCUCUCCUUGGCAUGUAGGGCGUGUAGCGAGUGGAAGAAGGCGAUCCUGGCUCACCAGAGAAAGCCGAAAAGGAACGUGUACUGGGAGAACUGUUUCCCUCCCUCCUGGAGAACAGACUUCUGGGAAGUGGCCAAGGCCUACAUGCCACGAGGUCAGGGGAAAGUGAAGGGGGCGGAUCAGUGCGAUGCCUCUGCUCUGCUCAACCUCAUCACCUCCUGUGACUGUUUCCAGUCUGUGGAUCCAACAUUUGUGAGAGAGGUGAUCCACUACAGGAACGAGAUAAUGCAUUCUAGUGAGUUGCGUAUCAAGGAUGAAUGGAUAAGACGAUACCAGACAACAUUGAAACACCUUGUGCGGCAGUUCAGCCACAUACCACAGAUGGCAAAAGUUGGACAAGAAAUAGAUGAGAUGCUGGCUGUCGAUUUGUCCGUAUCUGUCUCUGGCUUGGACCAACUGGACUCUGUUGACUCUGACGGUCUAGUGUGUGAUUCUUUACGCCAAUCGGAGGCCAAUGGCGACUUAAUCAGCCAAUGGGAAGCUGAGCUGCUCCAGGAGAGGCUGCAGGAGUUACUACAUACUGACGAUGAAGAUGCUGAGACACGGGAUACUGAGCAGCUGAAGAGGCUUGGUGGUUUCCUGCAGGCCAACAGAGAUUUGGGGGAAAGGUUUUCUGCAGAGCUUCAGGCCAUCGACUCACUACAGGCCAGACAAUAAGACGGACCAGAAAGGAUGAACGAGGAGCAAAUUGAACCAUUUUUUAUUUAAUUUGAAUUUAAGUUGAAGAUUUUUCACCGUAUUUUAACAUGUAUAUAAUAUUUUAUAAAAAAUGAUACUGACUAGUGUUUACUUAAAAAGUAUGUGAUGAAAACAGAAAUGUUCUCAAACCCUUUUACAGCUGCAUAAUAAUGUCUUAAUGUCAAAAGAAAGUUAUACAGUAAUAGUGACCAAAAGAAAAUGGUUCAGCAUAUGUUUUAUUUAGGGCAUUUAGCCCAUUUCCGGCUACAUUUUUUUAACGCAUGAACUAAUGUGCAGUAUGACCCGCUCCACGUACCCAUACCUGCCUACGCUUAGAGCCAAACACGCAGUGAGAUCACAGCUCGUUCACGUGAAGCAGCCGGUCAGUGACUUUGAAGAACUGUUAAGAUUAGAGUUUCUCUGCUCUCAGCUGCUCAGAGAUCAGCUGCGUCAUGAUCAGAGCAGAAGCUGCAGUAUUUAAUAAACACUCACCACUAGUUAUCAGGACCUGAUCAGUACAUUAA
This is a messenger RNA of Pleuronectes platessa (European plaice), 1498 nucleotides long. RefSeq lists its product as uncharacterized. The coding region runs from base 39 to 953 and encodes 304 amino acids. The record is from RefSeq and is a predicted model, not a curated record. The transcript has 6 exons. NCBI's taxonomy places the organism in Eukaryota, Metazoa, Chordata, Actinopteri, Pleuronectiformes, Pleuronectidae.